Messenger RNA from Haemonchus placei, 429 nucleotides. The record is from the annotation of a GenBank genome assembly. NCBI's taxonomy places the organism in Eukaryota, Metazoa, Nematoda, Chromadorea, Rhabditida, Trichostrongylidae.
AUGCUUUUCAUCUUUACUGUACUAGCUUUCUUCCUAGCAAAUGUUGCCUCUAGCGAUCUCUCAAGAAGCACAUUUUCAGCUCUACCGGAUGAUGUACUAUCAGCUUUUGAAGAGCUCAACUCUUACGGCGGAAAACUGGUGUGGAGCGAUGAACUGGCUGAAAAGGCACUGAAACAUCUGAAGUCUCCGGAUAGUGAAAAGGCCGACUUGGUGAUUGGAGAAGAAAUAACCUUACCAGAGGACGAUUCUUCUCCCCUAGGAAUGGGAAUGAAAAUUUACAGUGCCUUCAGCGAACUCUUCGAGACAAAGGGAUCGGAAAUCAGCAACCUUCCUGACGGGUCAAAGUAUGGAUGCAACUACGAAAAUUCGGUAGAGAAUAAAGGGGCUGUUUUGAAAAUCGUUUGUCUCUACAACAAAAAUUCUCAUUAA